This is a messenger RNA of Macrosteles quadrilineatus (aster leafhopper), 1684 nucleotides long. RefSeq lists its product as uncharacterized. The transcript is spliced from 11 exons. Lineage: Eukaryota; Metazoa; Arthropoda; Insecta; Hemiptera; Cicadellidae. Bases 2 to 1684 code for a protein of 560 amino acids. The record is from RefSeq and is a predicted model, not a curated record.
CAUGGGGAAGCCCAAGCCUAAUGAAAAGUCGCGGAUGGCGUCGUCGCUAGCCGCUGCUCGUAGAAUGGCGGGCAAAAAAGGCGUCGCAGUCGCUCUUCAGCUGGAAGUCAACACCGAAGACGAGUGGCAGAAACUUUUGGAGAAAGAAGGGCUUGUGGUGGUGGACGUCUAUUCGGAAUGGUGUGGUCCAUGUGUAGGGAUGGUGGGAAACUUGAAGAAGUUGAAACUGGAAAUCGGCAGCGAUUAUCUCCAUCUUGCUGUGGCGAAAUCAGAUGCCAUAGAGGCAUUGGAGAGAUUCAGGAACAAAAGCGAGCCAACCUGGAUGUUUAUUGCUAGCGGCCACAUGGUGAAUCUCAUGUUUGGAGCCAACGCACCUCGUCUCAUGAGACUCAUUACCCAGGAGCUAGAGAAGGAAACCAAGGUUCUCAAGGGAGAGCGAGAACGACAGUCGAUACCAUUCAAUGAGCUUACAGAAGAAGAGAAGACCAGAAAGGAAGAGACACGACGAAAAGAGGAGGCAGAGAAAGAGAAAGAAGCAAGAGAGUUGGCGGACGCCGUCGAGGAGCUGAAGAUCCGUAACCUGACUCGCUUUGCUAAGCUGCUGGUUGACAAGACUGUGAUGCUCUACUUCCCGCACAUGAUAGAUGACCAGGGCACGUGCAGUGCUGCGUUCAAGAUGUUGGCCCAGUAUGACCAAGUUCUUAUGUCUGUUCAUGAUCAGAUGGACGUACAACUCACCAAGGAGAACAUUCCAGAGAUGCUUUACAACUGUGAUAUUCAUCUGCCUGAGAAGUUGUUGGAACUGAUGGAAGAGAAGCCGUGUUUAGUGAGUUUACUGAUGCACCAUGGGACUAACAGCAGCGAGUCGGGAACGUCUCUACCAAUCCCGCUCGGACUGGUCGAGGAGAAGUUUGCCACCUUCGUCUACGGCCACCUCACGCACACAGAACCACCCGUACAACACACGGUAGCGGACCAGUUCCAGACCAAGAAGGAGGGAGGGGAAGUAUGGCCGGGAGUGUGGACACCCCUGACCUACUUGUCCAAGGCAGCAGCCGUCCAUGUGCUGUUCCCUCACAUCUCCAUCACCAUGGAAUUUAAAGAGGAAACCCUGCCUCCUCCAAGGUACUGCUGUAUAUUCGAUGCAAGCAGAGCACAAGAGGUGUACGAAAUUGCAGAGAAGUUCCCAGAAGACGUUCUUAAUUGCGAGUUCUUUGACGGAGCGGAUCCUUCAACAGCAAAAAGGGUUGCGAAAAAUAUGAAACAGCUGGAAAAGCUUGGCGCGGAUAAAAUAAAACAAACCAAAAUGGUACUUGCCGUGGCAAAGAAGACAGGAGACCCGUUGCUGGAAUUCUCACAGCUAUCACCACUUUAUAUCUCUCCCGACACCAAAAUCGGGAGCAAGGAGUGUAACGCUUUCUUCCCUCCGCCUGAUGUCUUUGAAGACGAGAAAGAAGAAGAGGAGGUAGAGGACUUUGAUGAAGAAGAGGAAGGGGAAGAAGGAGAGGGUGAAGAGGCUGAGGGAGAGGAAGGGGAAGGAGAAGGGGAAGGGGUGCAAGCGGAAGCUUCUGAUGUAAAACUGUCAACUACCAGUGAGACGAGCACAGCGGCAACAUCAGCGGGGGCCGAGCAAGAAGAGCAGUCAACAGCUGGGGAAGAAGCGACAGCUCAGCCAGAGGAGUAG